GCAGCUGGUUUUGUGAGUCACUGUGCACUCUGAGCACCCACCCACUGGAGGCAGCCUAGCUUGUGGGAACCCAAGUGGAGGGACUGAGGCUUUCUCAGUGGCCUUGUCAGUGCACAGCAGAAGUGAACAGCCUUGAGUUGAGGAAAUUGUGGCUGGACAGGCAGGGAGGCAGUUGUGCUGUGUCCUGCUGACUGUUAGCUGCAAAACCUAUUGACAUCCUAGCACCCAGAGAAGAGAGGGACUCCUUAGCCUGCUCUGUCCUGCGGGGAUGUUGGGGCAAGCUGUCCUGUUCACAUUCUUUCUGCUCCUCAGGGCUCAUCAGAGCCAAGACUGCUCAGAUUCUUCUGUAGAAGUCAUUGGUGUCUCAGGAGAGCCUGUCCAGCUGCAGCCUUUCAACAUACAGACAAAAGUUGUUUCUGUUCAAUGGAAGAAGAGACAACAGGGCUCACAUGCAAAAACUUAUGAGAUCCUGAAUUGGUGUACUUCUGAUUUCCAUUGCUCAACUGUGUCUCCUAGUGAUAGCUAUAGUUUUGAUUCUGUCAAUUUUACUCUUAGUAUCAAGUCAGCUAAGCUGGAAGACAGUGGUCACUACCAGCUGGAGAUCACCAACAAUGGGGGAAAUAUUUGCACUAAGAAGUUCCAUAUUCUUAUAUUUGAUCAUGUUGGGACACCUCACCUGAAGGUCCAGCAGAAGCCCGGGGCUCAUGGGACUUGUCAACUGUUUUUGUCCUGCUUGGUGCCCAAGGAUGACAAUGUGAGCUACGCUUUGUACAGAGGGAGCACGCUAAUCUCCAAUCAAAGGAAUGGGACCUACUGGGAGAACCAGACUGACCCCGGCAGCCUGCACACAUAUACCUGCAAUGUUAGCAACAAAGCCAGCUGGGCAAACCACACCCUGACCUUCAGCCACAGCUGUCAGGAUGUCCCUCUGAAAUUCAGAUUUCUACACUUUGUGGUGAUCAUCAGUAUUCUAGUUACACUAUUUCUUGGGGCCAUCAUUUGCUUCUGUGUGUGGAAUAAGAAGAGAAAGCAGUCACAGUCCAGCCCUAAGGAACUUCUGACAAUCUAUGAAUAUGUCAAGGACUCAGGAAUCAGCAGGGAUCAGCAAGGACAUUCUAGGGCCUCUGGAUCGUCCUCAGCUGUCCAGGAAGAGAAGAGGGGACACAAAGAAUUGGACAGACGUCUUUUCGAGGAGCAGGUGCUGGAGCAGAUGCCAGAACAGAAAUUCCCUGGAGACAGAGGCAUCAUGUACUCUAUGAUCCAGUGCAAGCCUUCUGAUUCCACAUCACAAGAAAAAUGUACAAUAUAUUCAGUAGUCCAUCCUUCCAGGAAGUCUGGAUCCAAGAAGAGGAACCAGAAUCCUUCCUUAAAUUGCACUGUGUAUGAAGAGGUAAGAUUCUGGAACUCUCCUUCACAUUGGGUUUCGUGUCUGUGGACUCCUGAGAUCCAGUCAAGAAGAUAUACUUAUAACAAGGUCACCCAUACAACCUCAUAGUUGCUGGGAUUUUAGGGAUACUACAUGAAGAAAUUGAGGUCCCAGAAGACUGAAACUCAAAGUCAUAUCGUAUGUUCAAAUUUGUGAGGUGUGGGUUCUAAACUAAGGUUGUCCCUCACCUCGUUCCCUGGUUGUGUGUUAAUGUUAGAGGAUAUAUGUGAGACACACAGGAGAAUCAGUGAGGGGAAAAUAAAUGACUCUAAGUCAUUUCCUAAAACUAGGAAGUUAUUUGGAACCAUUUCAGAAUGUGAGUGAUCUCAGACAUCUGCAGAGGACAUUGUUCAAACUGAAUCCUGUAGCUAACUGAUACCCAUUAAUUCUACAUGGAAGAAAGAAAGAGGGGCCUAACAUUUAUUAGGGUUUUAGCUAAGGCAGGAGUUUUUUCCUAGGGGGUUAAUUUCUAAGACAAAUUGCCAGUGCCUGUGCAUAAAUUGCUUCAUUCUAUAAGGUAGGUAUAAUAUAACCAUACCCUUCAUUUGUUCUUUACAGUACUAGGUAAGAACUCACAGCCUUGGGUGUGCUAAGCAAGUACUCUACCACUGAGUAAUAGCCCUGUCUCUAUGCUUACAGUCUAUAUCCAGAGAAAUUGAGGAAAAAAUCACACCCUAAGUAUUAGCCUCAUAUUAUGAUCAAAACACUCAAGGUCUAAUAUAAAUAUCAUUUUUAGUCACAGGGAGGAGCUGUGCAGUUGCCUAUGGGGAUACAUGAGGAUAUCUUAGUUCCACAGUGGUAGAAUGCUAAGAGUUGCAAGGGAGACUGUAUGACCAAGGCAAGCUAGGGGGUGCAAAGAAGCAUGGGAAAAAAUACCAGUAUGGAGCAGGAGAAUGGAUUCAAGUCCCAUUCACUCCACACUCUUCACUGACUUUGAGGGACGUGUUAUACACUCUGAUCUUUUUUCAUUAGUGUGUAACAUGGGGAUAGACAACCACACUCUACCAGGUUAUUUUAAGGAUAAUCCAGGUGAAGGU
Messenger RNA from Grammomys surdaster, 2463 nucleotides. RefSeq names its product CD244 molecule (gene Cd244). NCBI's taxonomy places the organism in Eukaryota, Metazoa, Chordata, Mammalia, Rodentia, Muridae. Gene Ontology annotation, biological process: natural killer cell activation involved in immune response. The transcript is spliced from 8 exons. The record is from RefSeq and is a predicted model, not a curated record. Gene Ontology annotation, molecular function: MHC class I protein binding. The coding region runs from base 269 to 1495 and encodes 408 amino acids. Gene Ontology annotation, cellular component: external side of plasma membrane.